Eleginops maclovinus (Patagonian blennie) is the source of this 4421-nucleotide messenger RNA. RefSeq names its product neuronal PAS domain protein 4 like (gene npas4l). The record is from RefSeq and is a predicted model, not a curated record. NCBI's taxonomy places the organism in Eukaryota, Metazoa, Chordata, Actinopteri, Perciformes, Eleginopidae. Gene Ontology annotation, biological process: regulation of transcription by RNA polymerase II. Gene Ontology annotation, molecular function: DNA-binding transcription factor activity, RNA polymerase II-specific; protein dimerization activity; RNA polymerase II transcription regulatory region sequence-specific DNA binding. The coding region runs from base 1453 to 3738 and encodes 761 amino acids. The transcript is spliced from 9 exons.
UGAAAUAUGAAUGCCAUCAUAUUUGUUAUUAAUAGAGGAAGUGUCAUGUUGAUAGAAAUGAGUUAAGCGGCCCUUUUUUAUUUACCCCUGUAGGCUGUUUUCUCAAAAUGUGUUUGUUUCUGAUACUGAGACUAUAAAUUCUUUAUUCUUAUUCUAUACAUUUUACUCAGUGGUUUGUUCAUAUAGCAUAGCCUGAUCUAAACCUUAUACUCUUUCAUGUAAACAAACUAAAGAAUCCCCUUUAACCUACUUUAUCCGGAUAUGUGCUAAUUAAAAAACAAUAGGUAAGACAAAGGCUCAUUUGCAAAUGUAAAUACCUUUCAGAAACUCAACCAAUAAUCCCAUGCAGUCCCUAUGUCAGGUUUGUUGAAAAAUUAAGUGAACUAAGUAAGCAUUUAAAAGUUUGUAAACCAUGUAAGGUUUCAGAUGAAUUGUUUUAAUUAGACCAAAACACAUGGUUUCAUUUACUGUACAAGAGUUACAAUUCUUAAUAUUUUACACACACAAACCAAAUUCUCCUGUCUCAUUAAUCAUCCAACGUCCACUAAGAUUUAUCUUGUGACCCUUUGGAGGUGUCCGACCCCUAGGUUGAGAACCAAUGAGGUAUAAAAUCUGAAUAUAGAGUCCUCAAGCUGCUAACACGUUAAUCCAUUAACGAUAAAAGUGUAAUGUGGAUAAUAUAGUGUUAUACAUGGGGUAUGCACAAGUAGUCUACAUUUCUGACUUUUUCAAAGUAUUGAAACUGGUUUCUACCAAUACAAGAAGAGUAAAGGCUGUUUGAAAAACACAAACAGGGUUUUAAGAAAUAGUCCCUCUGUGUCCUGGUUUAUGUUUGCUGAAAUAACAUUUUAAAAGCAGCUGUUGCAGAAAGAAUAAACUAAUGAAUAUCUAAUAGACACAUACCACUUUCUGAGAGUCAGAGCCAGUUGAUCAGUCAAUCAAUAUUAGCCUAUAUAAUAUAUAUCACUUAUUAUUACCUGGCCUAUAAAUAACCUCUAAUUGCUCUUAAUACGAGCCAACACGUGAACGCGGUGGCAAUACUUGGCCAUAUACGCAAGUGAAACAUCACGUUAAUAAUUCUUAAUUAAUGGCAUCUCAUCUUAAUGAGGUGCACUACUGCGUUCCGUCUAACGGGUUAUUAAUAGGACUCACUUCACUAAAUAUAACCCUCCACGAUCGUUUGUCAUCGCGUCACAACAAGCAACAUUAUUCCGGUGUGUGUGGUUAUUUUUCACUGCGACCGGCUUGGAUGAGUGGUGUCGGGUUUGGGGCUAUAAAUGGAGGGACGUACACGAGGACUCGACACUCAUCCAGAACUGAGUCUGCAGGUAAGAUAUUAUCCUGUCAGCACUAAUUCUUCAGAUUUCACUGAACGUGUGUGUUCCUUAAUGGAAAAUUUAAACAUUUGAUUGUACAUACUCUUAACUUUAUGUUUUACCCUCAGCGUCAAACAUGACUAUUUGGUGCAACUUGUGCAGAUGUCAUGUCACAUCCCCGUGCACCUCUCAUCCUCUGCCCGCGGAUCAGCACAGCUCCUUCUGCGGGAGAUUCAGAUCCACCAAAGGAGCGUCCAAAGCCCGACGGGACCAAAUCAAUCAUGAGAUCAAGAACAUGCGUGCUCUGCUGCCCAUCACCCAAGAGGACCAGGAGCGUCUCUCCUACUUACACUCCAUGGCUGCCAUCUGUGCCUACAUCCGGAAGUCUGUUCUUCUCCAGGGACUCCCAGCUGGAGUGAGAUCACACUGCUCGGUGCCACACGAGGCCUUCCUUCCAGCUAUGCACGGCUUCAUCCUGGUCACUACUGCUCAGGGGAGGCUGGUCUACGUGUCACAAAAUGCAUCUGAAUAUCUCGGUCUUUCCAUGAUAGAUGUGCUCCAAGGAGACACUUUGUAUGACAUGGUCGAAUCCUCAGACGUUGAUUUUGUUAAAUCUAACCUGGACAUUGACAGCAACUCAUCAUCAGAGAGGAGCUUUAUAUGUUGUAUGCAAACCUCCAAAGCCUUCAAGCAGCAGCAGGGCAGCUGCUGUUCCAUGCUGGUGAGAGGGAGCUUCCAGUCUGUCCCUCAGCCUUACCCAUCCUCCUCUAUAGCCUGUCCCACAAACCAGCCUCUGUUUGUGGCCCUGUGCACCCCCACAGUCGACCGCCUAAAGGGCUGUGACUCGAGCUUCUGUCAGAGCUUCAACAGUGUGCACAGACUGGAUAUGACUUUCACUCAGCUGUCAGAUGGUGUUUUUUAUUUUUUGGGGUAUUCAGCAGAAGAAAUGAACAGUCGAUCAUGGUACAGCCUCAUCCACCCUGAAGAUGUUUCUUUGAGUGCAGCUUGUCAUAAAAGUUUAGUGCAAGCAGACGAGGGCUUCCAGGUAGAGGUGGUGCUCAGACUCCAGUGCAAGGAUCUGUCCUGGACCUGGAUCUACACCCAAGCUAACAAGGACUCUGAGAGCCAGACUGUGAGCUGCACAAACUUCAUCAUCAGUGAAACAGAGGCCAGAUUUCUUCAGGAGAAAAUCUGCAGUGAUGCCUUUAGGCCCUCCUCCCAGCAGGGGCCCCACUCACAGAGCCCCAACACAAAAUGUUUUAAAAGACAGAGGACAUCUAACAGCCAAAGCGAGGAGCCAGGUGCCAAAGUGAGGAGGGAUUCGGAAGGAGACGUUUACUAUGUGGCGUGCGCUUACUCCCAAGGCUCCCCUGUUCCCCUGGGUGACAGUCCUUCUCUCUUCACCCCCCCUUACAGCCCGGCCUCCUCCAGCUCCCCGCUGCAGCAGGAGGAGCUCAGCCGUGACCUCCUGAUGGAUGUGCAUGGAUACACAGAUCAGCUGCUGUCCUCCCCUGAGUGCUCUCCUUCCUAUUACUCCUACCCAGAGGCACACCUCACCUGUCACCAAUCCCCCACCGACUCCCUCCCCGCAUCCGCUGAACACACCUUCGACCAGGCAUCCUUCGGCGCUCACUCCCCGCUCCCCUCCUCGUCUCCCACCUAUGAUUUCCGAGCGUGUAUGGCUGAAGCUCGAUUAGUUCCAGAUUGCCUGUCUGUGUCGGACAUGUGUGAGGGCUCAGUGGACUGUGCUCUGCAUCAAGAUGACUUCGGCCUCCUCGAGCAGCCACAGGGGGGCGGCAUGGUGCAGGUGCAUCAUGUCCCUCAACAUGUGUUGCCCACACAUUCUGGCCUUCUCACCCCCAACCAGUCUCCCCCAUCGACAGACCCUAACCAUUACAAUGAGAGGGAGCAGGAAGAGAUCAGUAUUCUGGCUCAGCAGAUUUCUUCCCUAGCAAGCAGCUUUUCCAUGUAUCAAAGCCCGAACCCGCUUCAAAUUGUGGCCCAACCUUCAAUCGCUGACACCCUGCCCUCCACCUGCGACUGGCACCAUCACCAUACUGUCCCUUCAGACAUUCCUCUGAAGCGCGAGAUGGUCCUGGAUGUCGCCGUGUUUGACAGCAUCCUAAAAGACCUGGACAUGGUCCCACCAAAAAGCACCACGUCUGGCCCUGGGGUUGUACCAUACAACUACCAGCAGGGCUUGUUGCAUUGCAGGAGUGAGCACCAUCAGCUGGUGCAGGGGCCCCUUAGUGUCUCCCCAAAUACCGCAGAGGAGCCCCUACCUGCAGAGCAGUUUGCUGCAAUGGAUCCCUACAGUUUGCAGUUGGGACGCCAUGACGAAAACACUGGGUUGCAUCAACUCAAUCACUAUAUGCAGAGUGCACUUCAGCAAGAUGGUCUUACUGAGGAAAACCUGUACUGAAAUAAGUCUGUGACUUACUGCACUACCACUUGUAUGACAUAUUGUCAGGGCUGGAUUUGAAGAUGAAUGCGAGGGAAGACAUUUAAAGGACAUCUUUGCUGAGACACUGUUUCCUCAAAACAAUUAUUUCUGAAUGUAAAAAAGCGUCUGAAGUAGAUCAUGCGCUUUUCAAGACUGCAGCUUUGUCUUCAUUUCUCCACACUGCUGUCGACCGUGUUUUAUGUUGUGCUGAUGUCUCACAUUUUAUGAAAAAGGUACUUUUUAAUAAUGUGUCUGACAACGCUUACAUGCUGAAAUGGAGGUAUAUUUUUCUUCUAAUGCUGAGUGACCACAGUUUACUAUCGAGCACUUUAUCAAUGUCAUUGCCAAAUGAAUUUUAUAAAUGCGAAGGCAUGCCGAUUUAAAGGAGUAUAUAUAUUAUUGAUUGGAAUUAGGUGCCUUAAAAAUCUGUAGUUUGAUAUCUAUGACAGUUUUAAUGUCUUGUUUCUGCUAUCAAUGCUUUAUGAAUGCAUAAAAAAGAUACUGAUGAUUGUUUCUCAUAACACCUACCUCAAUUGUACAUCUAAAGACAUUCCAAGUGUGAAUUUCAUUAUUAAAUUAUAUUUAAUUAGAAAAAAAAAUCUUGCUUGAUAGUUCUGAAAUGUUUUUUAUUAAUUCCACUUUUGUUUUUUCACGGCACAGGU